AAGAUGUCUCCUACAACUCUCCCUCUUCCUUCCGCCAAGAGAUGAGGAUUGAAGGUCUGACAGAGGCUAUCUUACGCCGACAUCAGGGCCCUUACCCGGCGACAACCCAAAGUCGGCUGACGGAUACUCCCAUUGACGGUAUUUUUGUGACUGACGGUGUCCAUGUCACUGCAGGAGGAUACUUGGACUUCCAGCAGUAUUUUAAGUCGGACCACAGGGGACUCUGGAUUGACAUUGACCUGGAGGCGACUCUUGGGGCUCCACCGGUCAACUCCCCCUCCUUCCACCCACGUCGCCUGACAUUGGCUGAUGGCCGUUCAGUCGACCGCUAUAUCAAAGCUGCUGAAGCGGGCUAUCGUCACUUUCGCCUUCCUCAACGAUUGACACAAUUAGCGGAUGAUAUUUUGGUCCAGGAUGGCUACUUGGCGGCAAACCAGCAAGAUAGAUUUAACACAAUUCAUUGCCAGGCCUACGAGGUUCGCCAAAGAGCUGAGCGCAACUGCCGUAAACUGUCAAUGGGUAAAGUUCACUGGUCCCCACAAAUGCAGCAGAAAUGGGAUAGGCUGCACCUCUACCAGCUUUUGAUCUUGGGACAUAAAAAGGUCAGGACUAGUUCACGGAAGGUCCGGCGCUUGUUGAAGAAGACAGGGCUGAGUGACGCAUGGAAAUUAUCGGAAGCUGACCUACAGGCAAAGUGGUACCUUGAACAUCAAGAAUACAAAGAGGUCAAGCGGAAGCGUGCCCAUCAGUGGCGCCUGGAGUACCUGGAGUCCCAAUCAGCAUUGGUCCAGAAAGCAAAGAAGGGCAACAUCAAGGCUCGCAGCCAACGGACUCGAGUCCAACGGAUGGCGCAGAAGGAGGAGACCGGACGGCGACGGAAAGCUCAAGGCAAAGGUUUUUCUGGCGGCCUACAGCAGAUUAAAGUGGCCCAGGUGGCACCGGAUGGUUCCUCUCAUUGGGUAACAUGCCAGUCUAAACGUCUUGUGGAGGAAGGCUGCAUGCAAGAGAACUGUCUACGGUAUGACCAGACGCGCUACCCCUACCCUACCCCACCAAUGACUGAACCUUUGUACUCCAACUCCAAUGGCCCUAACGCAGAACAGAACAGUAAAGCAUUGCUCCGGGGCCUAUAUGAAGUUGAGACAUCGGACCCUUACUUGGCAUCAUUCAUUGACCAUUGUCAACGGCCGGAGGGCUUGGAAGACCAACCACUGGAGGUGGAUCUGGAGGAUCAUGUUAGCUUCUGGCGCAAGAUUUGGGUGGACCUGAUGCGCACCAUCCAAAUGAUGAACUCUGAACUCCAAGCCAACAACAAAAGGGUGGGGAAAUCGGCCAUGGUCUAUGCCGAGAAGCACAAACUGAUCCCAUCAGGUCAACACGGUUCUCGCAAGCGUCACCAGGCCAUCCAUCUGGCCCUUACUAAGCGGCUCACUUGGGACCUUCUACAUCUCCAACGCCAUCCCGCCGGGUGGAUAUCCAAUGAUGCCAAGUCCUGUUUUGACCUCAUUGUCCACUGGGUGGCAAUCAUUAGCCUGAUGCGCUUUGGGAUUCAAUGGCGUACCUUUCGCUCCAUGUUUGACACCCUGAUGAAGUCUAAACACCGGGUGCAUACAGGGUUUGGUGAUUCCGACUGUGUCUUUCCUCCUCCUACCUUGAUCCCAUUCCAAGGAUGUGGACAAGGCGAUGGAGCAGGACCUCCUAUCUGGGUGGCAAUUAGCUCCAUUCUCUUGGGGAUGAUGAUUAGUAAAGGCUUAGGCUUAGGCUUUGGCUUUGACUUUCUGAUGUCAAUAUCUUGGGCUCCGCUCUUGGCUGAUUGCUUUUGUUUUGUUGAUGACACUGAUGUCUGCCAAGCUGCACUAUCUCCUGACCAGUCUGGGGAAUCUGUUGUCUCAGAGGUGGCCAAAGCACUGCAAUGGUGGUCCAACGGCGUCCGCCUGACUGGUGGCGCCAUCCGACCAGAUAAAUCCUUUUGGUAUCUGAUAGACUUCAAGUGGAACUCGCAACUAGGUGUAUGGCAAUUCCGGAAGAAGCGAGAUUAUAAACCAUCUCUUCUUCCAACAGGCAUGUCGGAAAUUGCGGUUGAAUUGGAUGAUCUGGAUGGCACCUCUGUGCAUCUAAAGUGGCUCAAAGCGGAUGAAUCGGCCAAGACUUUGGGUAUUCUGAUGUCCCCCUGCUCCAACAGGAAAGCUCAACUCGUGGUUAUGCAAGGGAAGGCAAAAGCAUGGGCGGACCAGAUCCAACCUAGUUUCCUCCAACAAUAUGAUGUCCUUCCUCUCCUUUGCACCACAAUCCAGAAGACUUUGGAGUACC
Molecule: messenger RNA, 2310 nt
Organism: Cylindrotheca closterium
Lineage: Eukaryota; Bacillariophyta; Bacillariophyceae; Bacillariales; Bacillariaceae
Source: the annotation of a GenBank genome assembly